AUGCGGUUCGCCCUUCUCGCCGGCCUGGCCUCCCUGGCCUCCACUGUCUCUGCGACUGCUCUCACUUAUCGCCUUGAGGCUAACGAGAAGGCAUGCUUCUACACUGAAGUGGACCAGACCAACGCCAAGGUGGCCUUCUACUUUGCCGUCCAAUCCGGUGGUUCCUUCGAUGUCGACUACUCCAUCUUAGCUCCGGGCGACAAGAUUAUUGCCGCUGAGGAGAAGCAGCGACAGGGCGACUUUGUUUUCACUGCCCAGAGCACCGGCGAAUAUAAGUUCUGUUUCAACAAUGAGAUGUCUACCUUCGCAGAGAAGAUGGUUGACUUCGAGAUUGCUGUUGAAAACGAGCAGCGAGCUCAACUCCCCUCCCGCCAGGGCGCUACCCCCGAACAAACCUCUAGCCUGCAGGAAUCUAUCUACAAGCUCUCUGCACAGCUCUCUACGAUCUCCCGAAACCAGAAAUAUUUCCGUACGCGUGAGAACCGGAACUUCAGCACUGUCCGCAGCACCGAGCGUCGUAUCUUCAACUUCAGCGUCAUCGAGUCCCUGAUGAUGGUGUCGAUGGCUGCGCUGCAGGUCUUUGUUGUGCGGUUCUUCUUCCAGGGCGCACGAAAGGGUUAUGUGUGA
This is a messenger RNA of Penicillium angulare, 627 nucleotides long. Its product is annotated as p24 family protein. NCBI's taxonomy places the organism in Eukaryota, Fungi, Ascomycota, Eurotiomycetes, Eurotiales, Aspergillaceae. The record is from RefSeq and is a predicted model, not a curated record. The transcript has 4 exons. Gene Ontology annotation, cellular component: endoplasmic reticulum; Golgi apparatus; endoplasmic reticulum-Golgi intermediate compartment. Bases 1 to 627 code for a protein of 208 amino acids. Gene Ontology annotation, biological process: Golgi organization; endoplasmic reticulum to Golgi vesicle-mediated transport; protein retention in ER lumen.